UCUCUCUGUGUGUGUGUGUGUGUGUGUGUGUGUGUGAGAGAGAGACUAAAGAGGAAAUCAGUGAUGCACACACAUAUAAACUUGUGACUUGAAGCCAUGUAGUGCCUGGCUGUUAGAACAGAGUCUCCAGUCAGCAGCAUUAUGAAUAGCUGGAACCCAGAAGUGCUUGUUCGGAAAUCUCAGGAAGCCAAAGAACAGGCGUAUUGUCCCUACAGCAAGUUCAGAGUCGGAGCAGCUGUCUUAACAAGCGAUGGAACCGUGUUCACAGGUUGUAAUGUAGAGAAUGCAUGCUACACUGCUGGACUGUGUGCUGAGAGGACUGCAAUCUCUAAAGCUGUGUCUGAGGGACACAAGAGCUUCAAAGCCAUUGCUAUUGCCAGUGACCUUGAAGAUCGCUUUAUUUCUCCAUGUGGAGCCUGUAGGCAGUUCAUGAGAGAGUUUGGCUCACAGUGGGACGUUUAUAUGUCAAAAUCUGAUGGAUCUUACAAACUGAUGACAGUGGAGGAGCUCCUGCCGUGUUCAUUUGGCCCUGAUGACCUGAGGGCAAGAGAAAACCAUUAGACUUUUGACAUAAAGCCAUGACAGAUAGAUUUAAAUGUAUUGAAUGGAUGUAUGGUUAUAUUAUUUUCCAAUGAAAAAUAUAAAUGCGUAAAUUAAUAAAUAGUAGCCCUAUUCUGAAUU
Messenger RNA from Onychostoma macrolepis, 681 nucleotides. RefSeq names its product cytidine deaminase-like. Lineage: Eukaryota; Metazoa; Chordata; Actinopteri; Cypriniformes; Cyprinidae. The coding region runs from base 142 to 561 and encodes 139 amino acids. The record is from RefSeq and is a predicted model, not a curated record. The transcript is spliced from 4 exons. Gene Ontology annotation, cellular component: cytosol. Gene Ontology annotation, molecular function: zinc ion binding; cytidine deaminase activity.